Macaca mulatta (Rhesus monkey) is the source of this 1540-nucleotide messenger RNA. NCBI's taxonomy places the organism in Eukaryota, Metazoa, Chordata, Mammalia, Primates, Cercopithecidae. The record is from RefSeq and is a predicted model, not a curated record.
CCUUUCUGCCGGCCUCACGGGCUAUUUAAAGAUACGGGCCGCGGCCACGACCGCACCGUUCUGGGCGGGGGUCUGGGGAGCGCAGCAGCCAUGGCCAGCCACCUCGUGCUCAACAACGGCGCCAAGAUGCCUAUCCUGGGGCUGGGCACCUGGAAGUCCCCUCCAGGGCAGGUGACUGAGGCCGUGAAGGUGGCCAUUGACGUCGGGUACCGCCACAUCGACUGUGCCCAUGUGUACCAGAAUGAGAAUGAGGUGGGGGUGGCCAUUCAGGAGAAGCUCAGGGAGCAGGUGGUGAAGCGUGAGGAGCUCUUCAUCGUCAGCAAGCUGUGGUGCACGUACCAUGAGAAGGGCCUGGUGAAAGGAGCCUGCCAGAAGACACUCAGCGACCUGAAGCUGGACUACCUGGACCUCUACCUUAUUCACUGGCCAACUGGCUUUAAGCCUGGGAAGGAAUUUUUCCCAUUGGAUGAGUCGGGCAAUGUGGUUCCCAGUGACACCAACAUUCUGGACACAUGGGCGGUCGAAUUCGCUGGCACUGAAGAGUGAGGGCAGGACCCAUUAAACUGGUGCAAAAGACACUUCUGAUCCUGUGCUUUCUGGGCUCGUUUCUGCACCACACAGACACACGUUUCUCUGUAGGCCAUGGAAGAGCUGGUGGAUGAAGGGCUGGUGAAAGCUAUUGGCAUCUCCAACUUCAACCAUCUCCAGGUGGAGGCGAUCUUAAACAAACCUGGCUUAAAAUAUAAGCCUGCAGUUAACCAGAUUGAGUGCCACCCGUACCUCACUCAGGAGAAGUUAAUCCAGUACUGCCACUCCAAAGGCAUCGUGGUGACCGCCUACAGCCCCCUCGGCUCUCCUGACAGGCCCUGGGCCAAGCCCGAGGACCCUUCCCUCCUGGAGGAUCCCAGGAUCAAGGCGAUUGCAGCCAAGCACAAUAAAACUACAGCCCAGGUCCUGAUCCGGUUCCCCAUGCAGAGGAACUUGGUGGUGAUCCCCAAGUCUGUGACACCGGAACGCAUUGCUGAGAACUUUAAGGUCUUUGACUUUGAACUGAGCAACCAGGAUAUGACCACCUUACUCAGCUACAACAGGAACUGGAGGGUCUGUGCCUUGUUGAGCUGUGCCUCCCACAAGGAUUACCCCUUCCAUGAGGAGUUUUGAAGCUGUGGAUGCCUGCUCAUCCCUAAGUGACCUAUACCUGUGUUUCCUGCCUCAUUUUUUUUUCUUGAAAAUGUAGUAUGGCCUCUGUCACUCAGCAGCGGGACAGCAACCUGUAGAGUGGCCAGCGAGGGCGUGUCUAGCUUGAUGUUGGAUCUGAAGAGCCCUGUCAGUAGAGUAGAAGUCUCUUCUAGUUUGCUUUGCCCUUCUUUUUGCCCCGCUGGGGAAAGUACAACCUGAAUACUCUUUUCUGACCAAAGAGAAGCAAAAUCUACCAGGUCAAAAUAGUGCUACUAACAGUUGAGUUUUGACUGCUUGGAACUGUAAUCCUUUCAGCAAGACUUCUCUUUGCCUCAAAUAAAAAGUGCUUUUGUGCGCUUGG